Messenger RNA from Aureobasidium subglaciale EXF-2481, 1890 nucleotides. RefSeq lists its product as uncharacterized. Gene Ontology annotation, molecular function: flavin adenine dinucleotide binding; squalene monooxygenase activity. Gene Ontology annotation, cellular component: membrane; endoplasmic reticulum. Lineage: Eukaryota; Fungi; Ascomycota; Dothideomycetes; Dothideales; Saccotheciaceae. The record is from RefSeq and is a predicted model, not a curated record. Bases 226 to 1701 code for a protein of 491 amino acids. Gene Ontology annotation, biological process: ergosterol biosynthetic process. The transcript has 2 exons.
GCCAGGUGGUAAGAAAAUGGUCUGAUGGUCUAGACAGUGGGGUGACUUGCCAAUACGUAUGAGGCGGUUGCAGACCCUGUCAAAUUUACCGGUAGUGGUCAAUCGUAUGACAAUUGCUCCUUUCUGAAUAUUUCGUCGACCAUUGUCGCGUUGCCCAACCCACCUUGGUAUGCUAACACCCUUGACAACCUACUGAGAAUCACAACAAUAUCAUCCGCCCGCACCAUGCCGCUCAUUCUCGAUUCGCCUCCACCUUCCCCUACCCUCGCUGACGCCAUGGAGUCGCGCCGCCGAGUUCACCACGAAGCAGAUGUGGUCAUCAUUGGUGCCGGCAUCCUGGGUUGUGCUCUCGCCGUCGCCUUCUCCAAUCAAGGCCGGAGCGUCAUCUUGCUGGAGCGAUCACUCAAACAACCCGACCGUAUUGUCGGUGAACUUCUGCAGCCUGGCGGAGUCGCUGCCCUGCAAGAGCUCGGUCUAGCCGACUGUCUGGAGGACAUCGAUGCUAUCAAGGUUUUUGGCUACGAUGUCAUAUACCACGGCGACGAAGUGACCAUAGCAUAUCCCGAGAACGCAACCGCGACCACUACCACACCGAACGAGGAAGAGAAGAGCACAAGACCUGAAGGCCGAUCUUUCCACCACGGUCGAUUUAUCCAAAAGCUGCGAGAGAGCGCUCUCAAGUGUGCCAACGUUACCGUCAUCGAAACCACGGCCACGGACUUGGUGCGUAGUGGAUACACCGGACAAGUACUGGGAGUCGAGUGCUCCACCAAAGAACGCAAGGACUACUACUUUGCCCAUUUGACCGUUGUCGCCGACGGGUACGCCAGCAAGUUCCGCAAAGAGGUCAACACUCAGGCUCCUAUUGUCAAGUCAAAGUUCUGGGGUCUUGAACUGAUUGACGCGGAUCUGCCAAUGCCCAACCAUGGGCACGUUCUUAUCAGCGACAAUCCUCCCGUCCUCCUCUAUCAGAUCGGCACGCACGAGACACGCGCCCUCGUUGACAUUCCCGACAAUCUUCCCUCUGCAUCAGUCGUGAACGGAGGUGUCAAGAACCACUUGCGCAAUGUCGUCCUGCCAUCGCUUCCCGCCCGCGUGAGGCCAUCAUUUGAAGCUGCCCUUGACCGCGGGGCCCUGCGCUCUAUGCCCAACUCGUUCCUGCCUGCAUCCAAGAACAAACAUGCGGGCGUCAUAUUGCUUGGAGACGCGAUGAACAUGCGCCACCCUCUGACAGGAGGUGGCAUGACUGUCGCUUUCAACGACGCGCUAUUACUGUCGAAACUCCUUUCCCCUGAACAGGUACCACGCUUUGAAGAUACCAAGGCUGUGCUCGCUCAGCUCGACAUAUUUCACUGGAAGAGGAAGAAUCUGACCAGUGUCAUCAACAUUCUUGCACAAGCCCUAUACUCUCUCUUUGCUGCUGAUGAUCCCCAACUCCGAGCGCUGCAGCAAGGAUGCUUCCGAUACUUCCAGAGAGGCGGGCAGUGUGUAGAUGGACCUGUUGGAUUGCUGGCGGGCAUCAUCCGCCAACCAAUGGUUCUCUUCUACCAUUUCUUCGCUGUUGCAUUCCUGUCCAUCUGGGUGUACAUCACCUCUGGCAAUGCUUUGCUCAUGCCUUUCCGCGCAAUCGCCAGCAUUGGUGUUUUGUACAAGGCUUGCCUUGUGCUCUUCCCGUACAUCUUCAGCGAGUUGAGGAAUUGAUGGAACUUGGAAAGAUUGGCACUGUAUAAUGGCUUAUGGAUGGAUGGCAUGAAUUGAUAAAGCGAGGCGUUCUUGAGAGAUAACUGGGAGGGGUAGAAUACGGUGAUAUACCUAACUUAAUUGAUACUGUACCUUGAUGACAAAAUCCAACAAUGUGGUAUUAUGAGUAAUGGGAGUGAUGGUCCGAGG